Messenger RNA from Capronia epimyces CBS 606.96, 603 nucleotides. RefSeq lists its product as uncharacterized. Bases 1 to 603 code for a protein of 200 amino acids. NCBI's taxonomy places the organism in Eukaryota, Fungi, Ascomycota, Eurotiomycetes, Chaetothyriales, Herpotrichiellaceae. The record is from RefSeq and is a predicted model, not a curated record. The transcript has 2 exons.
AUGUCGCUCAGGAUGACGGUGGCCCGGAUUGUCAGCACUCCGGCUCCGGCUCCUGAGCACAAUCUCGCAGGAACAUCCGGGCACGUGGUUGUGGGUGCAGAAGUCUCAUCACAGACUCUCACCCGGGAACUUCGAAACCAACUUGACGGUUGGGUGUCGCGGAUUCCCGACUGCCUGGAUUGGUCGGUCGAACCAGGAAACGGAGCUUCGUCGCCGCCAGCAAAGCGCCUGAAACUACUCUACUGGUUUGCCAGAUUUGCCCUGUACCGGCCGCUCAUCCUUCGCGUCCAACAGGAUCCGAGUCUCCGUCUGCAGAAUUUCGAGUGGUCCCUACUCCACGAGGGUCUCCUUUCCGCGCUGACCUUGGCCAAGGUCUUUUUGACCGAAGAGCCGGACGUCGAUGUCAUCGAGGGGAAUAGAAUUCUGUCCGCAAUCUACGCACUCAAAGCAAUGACUUCAACCCGUUCUCUUCUGGCAUUGUAUGGGCAGAAUCUAGACCAGAUCGUGCAGGCGGCCAUGGAUGCGCUGCGCACCCGGUUUGCCGACAGGUGCGAGUGGCUGCUUUGUAAGAUCUAUCAAAUCGAUCUGGUGAACGGCUCAUAG